Drosophila sulfurigaster albostrigata is the source of this 2640-nucleotide messenger RNA. RefSeq names its product glucose dehydrogenase [FAD, quinone]. Bases 499 to 2562 code for a protein of 687 amino acids. Gene Ontology annotation, molecular function: oxidoreductase activity, acting on CH-OH group of donors; flavin adenine dinucleotide binding. The record is from RefSeq and is a predicted model, not a curated record. The transcript has 2 exons. Lineage: Eukaryota; Metazoa; Arthropoda; Insecta; Diptera; Drosophilidae.
ACGCAGCCGCACGGACGCAGCGCUUCCCAAAGCGAUUAGCGAUUAUCGAUAAGCGAUAAGCUUCUAAGCAUCUUCUUCUUUUUGUUUUUUUUUAUUUUGUGUGUGUGUGUUUGUGUGCUGGUGCGUGCAGGACACUUCCGAUCGAGAGAGCGAGAGGGAACGAGAGGAAGAGAGAGAAACACACCCAUCGCUUUGCCCUUCAACCAAAUUGUGUUCGCGUUAGAAUUCCAACUAAUCAAGUGAGCACACGUUGAAGAGGAGCACAGCCCAGGAAAUAAGUCAAUGACGCCAUGCACAAGAGAAAGAAACGCUAGACAGAGAGCGAGCGAGUGAAUGACACCAAGAGAGGAAAAAACAAAGGAGCAACGAGGAUAAACAUAAAGGAACAUUAAUCGCAGAUAGCGGAGUAAAAUAAACAAACCAAACCAAAACACAACAAACAACAGAUUUCGAACUGUCUUUGUCAAGUGGUUUAAUCAACGAAAGAGUCCAUUGAAUAUGGUGCUCAAUCUGCUGUUUAUAACGACGGUGAUCAAAUCAACGUUCGGCGUUGUAACCACCGGACUAUGGCUAAUCCCAUUGAUGCUCGCCGCGAUCACCUACUAUCGCUACGAUGCCGUCGAUCCGGAAUCACGACCCUUGGACCAGCUAAAUCUAUUUCCCGAAUACGAUUUCAUUGUGGUGGGCAGCGGAUCGGCGGGUGCGGUGGUCGCUAAUCGAUUGAGCGAGGUGCGCAAAUGGAAGGUGCUGCUCAUCGAGGCGGGACCGGAUGAGAAUGAGAUCUCGGAUGUGCCAUCGCUGGCCGCAUACUUGCAGCUCAGCAAACUGGAUUGGGCCUACAAGACGGAACCAUCGAACAAGGCGUGCCUCGGCAUGCAGAACAAUCGAUGCAAUUGGCCACGAGGUCGUGUCCUAGGCGGCUCUUCGGUACUCAAUUACAUGUUGUAUGUACGCGGCAAUCGGCAUGACUACCAGACGUGGGCAUCCCUCGGCAAUACCGGCUGGGAUUACGAUCAGGUGCUGCACUAUUUCAAGAAGUCCGAAGACAAUCGCAAUCCCUAUUUGGCCAAGAGUGCAUACCAUGGACGUGGCGGUCUCCUCACCGUUCAGGAAUCACCCUGGCACACGCCACUCGUGGCCGCCUUCGUCGAGGCGGGCACUCAGCUGGGCUACGACAAUCGGGACAUCAAUGGAGCACAGCAGGCGGGCUUUAUGAUUGCCCAAGGGACUAUAAGACGCGGCUCGCGUUGCUCCACGGCCAAGGCGUUCCUGCGACCCAUUCGGCAACGUCCCAACUUCCAUCUGUCGAUGAACUCGCAUGUGACGCGCGUCAUCAUCGAGCCGGGCACGAUGCGCGCUCAGGCCGUUGAGUUCGUGAAGCAUGGCAAGGUCUAUCGCAUUUCGGCACGACGGGAGGUGAUCUUAUCGGCGGGCGCUAUCAAUACACCGCAGCUGAUGAUGCUGUCGGGUCUGGGACCGCGCAAGCACCUCGAGAAGCAUGGCAUCAAGGUGAUGCAAGAUCUGCCCGUCGGCGAGAAUAUGCAGGAUCACGUGGGCAUGGGAGGUCUCACGUUCCUGGUGGAUAAACCCGUGGCCAUUGUUCAGGAUCGCUUUAAUCCCACAGCGGUCACCUUUCAGUAUGUGCUACGCGAGCGUGGACCGAUGACUACGCUGGGUGGCGUCGAGGGACUGGCGUUUGUGCACACACCGUACUCGAAUCGCAGCAUCGACUGGCCGGAUAUACAAUUUCACAUGGCACCCGCAUCGAUCAAUUCCGAUAACGGAGCCCGAGUCAAGAAGGUGAUGGGUCUGAAGGAGUCGGUGUACCAGGAAGUGUAUCACCCGAUCGCCAACAAAGACAGCUGGACCAUAAUGCCGCUGCUGUUGCGUCCACGCUCGAGGGGUACGGUGCGUCUGCGUUCUGCGAAUCCCUUCCACUAUCCCUUGAUCAAUGCCAACUACUUUGACGAUCCGCUGGAUGUAAAGACAUUGGUCGAGGGCGCCAAGAUUGCGCUGCGCGUCGCCGAGGCGGAAGUGUUUAAACAGUUUGGGUCGCGAGUGUGGCGCAAACCGUUGCCGAACUGCAAGCAGCACAAGUUUCUGUCCGAUGCGUAUCUGGAGUGUCAGGUGCGCACCAUUUCGAUGACCAUCUAUCAUCCGUGUGGCACAGCCAAAAUGGGACCCUCCUGGGACCCGGAAGCGGUCGUCGAUCCCCGUCUAAGGGUAUACGGAGUGCGUGGGCUGAGGGUGAUCGAUGCCAGCAUCAUGCCAACAAUCACCAGUGGCAAUACGAAUGCGCCUGUCAUCAUGAUUGCCGAGAAGGGUGCCGAUCUCAUCAAGGAGGAUUGGCUUCGGAAUCCCGAGUACAAGGUGAAGCGGCGUGAUGUCUACAGCGAUGCCGAGACAGCAGCCAGCAGCCAUAGCAUAAGCAUUACCAAUAGCAGCAACAGCAGCAGCAGAGACUUCGAUGGCAGCAGCAACAUAACGCUGACACCAACAGCAGCAACAACAACAACGACAACAACAUCAGCCACAGAAACAGAAACAGUCACAAAGAGUUAGCUAAAGUCCGAUGACAUUGGCCAGGGGUGCUCAGGGGUCAACUAGCUUUACCAUAAACUCCAAACGGACAGAGACACA